UCAUGGCAUCACCUCUAUAACUUCAUGAUCUUCUUCGAGAACAAAGGACAAUCAACAAUAACACUUUGUUCCUCAAGUUCCUAGGGUCUCAGGCUGUGUUCUUGAGCUUGGGAGAGUAGGGGUCCAAGGCCAAAGUCACCCAGCCUUUGCCUGGAGACUAGAUGAAAUAGGUGACUGUAGUUAGGAAAGGAAAACACCAAGGACAUUUGAAGGAGGCAGCUGGGGUUGGCUAUUCCCACUGUCCUUUGUCCUAAAAUCAGGGCACACCCAGGCUGACUCUGGGGAGUGGGAGAUGCGUGGAAAUGAACCCUAAGCAAAUCCCUUUCCCUUUUGGGGCCUCAGUUUCCUCAACAGUAAAUGCAGAAAGUUGGCUGGCUCCUCAGGGUCUGUUCGCUUCUUUAGCUUGCCUGAAACCCCUUAAGACACACUGGGUCCUGAAGAACACAGAACACAGGAGGCCCAGAGGCUGUGAGUUUGCUUCUGCUCCCCAGGGAAGAGACUUCAUGGUCUGAGAGGCUGCCCUAGACUGGUCUGCUUGGCAAAGCACCAGACAGGCAGCCCUACCUCCCUCUGAACCCCAGCAGAACUAAGAGCAAUGAUGGGGGAAAGGUGGCAGGAAGUGGGAGGGGAUGGCAGAGAAGCCAAUUAAGCCCAGUGAGCAGUGAGAUGCCGGUCCCUGGAGUUAAGCAGAAGAUGGAUGUUACCAAGGGCUUCUGUUCAGGCAUUGGUUAGACAGGCAGGCUUCUCUGAGGCAUGACCUACCCUCUCUUCCAGCUCAGCAAUUCUGGGACAGCAGGAUCUCAGGCAAGACUGGAUAGAUGGCAGGGGAGUAGGAGAAAGGAGGAAGGAGGAAAGGAGAGUGGAAGCCGACAGGUCUGCUAAUGUACUGUAGCCCCAUCACCUAGCGACAAUGGACACAACACCUAGGCUGGGUUGGGCCAGUGCUCUCAUUUCCACGGCUAAUGUUGACCAGCUAGCAGGGACCGACCUGGCAUGACACAGAAGCAGGAGAAACUGAGGCACCGAGAGGGGAUUCACGCAGGGUCACACAGGCACACCAUCGUCCUGCAAGGCCACAUCCGCACUAGCCCCAGACUCAGAGAAGAGGCGGGGCCGGGGGCCACCGUGCACGACUCCGGGUCUCGUCGGCAGCCGCCGCUCGCCCUGGCCGGGAAAACACUCGCCGAGGCGGCCAGGCCCGAGGAGGAGGAGGAGGAGGCGGCGGACCCGGCGCGCCUGCGCGGUAGCGGAGACGAACGAGGGACGGUGCGCCUGCGUAAUGUGGCGGAGCCGCCUCGCGGAGCCAUUGUGUCGGGAUCCCGCCGGGGCUCCCUGCUCGGGACUGUUCUGACCCCAUCGCGCCGCCCUUCGCUGGCUGCCGCCCUCGGGCCCGGACCUCGGCGUUCCUCGUUGGGCCUAGCACUUUCCUCGCUCCCGGGACACCGUCCUCGGCGGGCCCCUGCGCCGACCUCGGGGGCGUGGUUGGGCCCCGGCCCUGCCCCCGGCGCGCGCUGGGAGGCCGGGCACGCGCAGCGCGCCUUGGAGGCAGUGCUGAGCAGGGCGCUGGAAGGAGCGCGCUACUCGGCGGGCGGGGCCGGGGCGCUGGCGCGCAGCCUCUGCGAGCUGGUGCGCAUGCGCGUCCGUGAGCUGUUACCGCCGCGUUACAAGCUGGUGUGUACCGUGGUGGUCGGGCAGCGCUCGGGGCAGGGCAUACGCGUGGCGAGCCGAGCGCUCUGGGACGCCGCCAGCGAUGGGCACGCGUCCGCGUCUGUGUGCGCAGGCGCGCUCUUCGCCGUGGCAGUGGUGCACGGCGUCUACUGUGAGUGACUGGCGCAGGGCGAGCCCA
Vombatus ursinus (common wombat) is the source of this 1846-nucleotide messenger RNA. RefSeq names its product Tctex1 domain containing 4 (gene DYNLT4). Lineage: Eukaryota; Metazoa; Chordata; Mammalia; Diprotodontia; Vombatidae. Gene Ontology annotation, biological process: microtubule-based movement. Gene Ontology annotation, molecular function: dynein intermediate chain binding. The coding region runs from base 994 to 1827 and encodes 277 amino acids. The record is from RefSeq and is a predicted model, not a curated record. The transcript has 3 exons. Gene Ontology annotation, cellular component: cytoplasm; cytoplasmic dynein complex.